Penicillium pulvis is the source of this 2097-nucleotide messenger RNA. RefSeq lists its product as uncharacterized. Lineage: Eukaryota; Fungi; Ascomycota; Eurotiomycetes; Eurotiales; Aspergillaceae. The transcript has 2 exons. The record is from RefSeq and is a predicted model, not a curated record. Bases 1 to 2097 code for a protein of 698 amino acids.
AUGAGCUUCUCAACCCAGCACCGCAACCUUUCUCCUAGCGGUGGGCGACACCAUGUGGCCGGUCCACGAGCGUCCACUGGCAUGGUUCACCUUGGCUCCUCCGUCGACCCCUAUGAACCACCCAGACGCCAUUACGAGCAUGAUGAAUAUCCUUCCGAUGCAGGAUACGGUAGUGCCUACAGACAUUACCCGAUUCGUCGAUCGCCAGUAGAGGCCCGACCGGUUUCGACGCAGAAAGUCCGGGAUUCUGGUCAUUCGACUAAGCGAACGGAAUAUACUAUCGAACCUCAACCUCGACACCGAAGCAGGAGCAAUACAGCAUCUGCUGUUGAUAUUUACAAUAAUUCUGCUCACUUAUCGGUGCCUUCAUAUCAUCACUCCGUUCACUCUGUUCAUGGCCGUGAUACCAGCCCCCUGCCCACUGGUUCGGGCCAUUACGUGGUGCCCACUCAUCAUGUUGGACACCGUCGAUUGCAGAGCACUGACUAUGCAAGUGAUACUGGUCGUCUGGAUUCGCAUGACCGAAUCAAACAUCAGUCAAGUCGCCAUGCAUCGCACCAUGCUCCUCCGCCCAGCGGACGGCGGCGAUAUCCCGCUUACGGGGAUGUCAAGAAGGGCGAAGACAUUGACAACUACGACGCUUAUUCCUAUACGACCCCCCGAGAGCAGUUUGACCGUGACUAUCCAGUCAAGCCACGCCAUCCUGCGGGUAGAAAGUCGCUUGAUCGGCCUGCGAGCAUGAUCGUGAUGGAUGACGAGCGUCCGCAGUGGAUGCCUCGUAAAGAGAGACCGCACGGUCCUCCACCAACAUCCUGGGGAAUGGAAAAGCUCGACCGGGAGGGACGAACCCGCACUGGUCGUGCUGAUGAUCAUCACCGGGAUGGCUCUAGGUCGAGGGGACAUGACCGUUCGCUGGUCACAGUGCCGCAUUUAUCAGACGAUGAUCAUGAUUCCUACAGUGAUAGCCACCGUCGCCGUCGCCGGCAUCGUAGAUCUCAUCAUGAGAGCGACCGGCACCGCCAGGAUGACAGAUCCCCUCGUCCCCAUCAUGGUGGAGAAAGUGAACAGGCAUUGGUAGGACUGGGAACAGCUGCUCUAGGAAACGGCUAUGCGGACAUGUCUGACUACGACCACCGGCCGUCGCGGCAACACAGACGCCCACGCGAGUCAGAGCGCGACUACCAGCCCCCACAGUCAGCAUCUCGGGAGCUAGUCGAAGCAACGCCAAGUCCUGAAAGAAAGCAGCUUUACCUCGAGCCAGGUGACUACCAUCGACGUCACCGCAGUCGGUCUCGCAGGCGUUCCCAUUCUCGGCGACGCAACGGAGAAGAAUCAGACUGGCCCACGGAUGAUGAGGAUCUUCGCAAAUACCAGCGUGAACCGUCCGCAGCUCCACGUCGGAAGCACAGUAGCGAGGAUAGCAGCGAGGAUAAUCAGGCAACUAGGGGACAUCGUCGUCCACGCGAGCGCUCACAUGUACGUUCGCGCAGUCGAUCAAUCUCCAAUGACAGCAAGGAUGGAGGGAAGAAGGUUGUCGCAGUUGACCCGCCUGCGCAGAAAGAGCCCGAUACCAUGCCAAAGGGAAUCUUGAAGAAGCCUCGUCCGGCCUUCCCUGAAGAACCCAACCCAGUGCGAGAAGGUGUGGCUCCUCUAUCCAAGGAUGCAGAUAAGCACGGAAUUCCACCUGGUGCUCGUUGGACCAAAAUCGAUCGACGAUUAGUCAAUCCCACGGCAUUGAAAUUGGAAGGCAUACGGUUCGAGGAGCGGCCGGAUUAUGUCAUUGUACUAAAGGUUUUGUCGAAAGAAGAUAUUCAAAAGCUCGCGUUGGCGACUCAACUAAUUCGAGAUGCCCGCCACAAGGACCACGUGCGUGACAAGCGUCAGCACAGAGAUGAACAUCAGCGUGAUGGUCAUCACAAUGAUUCAACCUCGAGCGAUGACGAGGAUGAGGGGGAUGAGCUUUUGAAAAUUGAGGCACCCUCGGGGACCGAGUCCCAGCGUCAGCACUUGUCACUGCCUGAGCAUCCUCGAUCCUCGAGCCACUCCGUCCAUGAAAACACAAAAAUGAGGAUGAGCCCUUCUGCUGCGCCGGCGUAG